CAACGAUGACUAAACUUUAGGGAAAACUGGCUUGGUUUGUCGUUUUUAGCGCUUUAGUUUGUUAAGGAAAUAGGCCCUCCUCAGCUGUGUUUGUUAGAAACCAAAAAUAUCUGAAUUCGCUCCAGGAUUCUUUGAGUUCUGUCGAGUCCUACCAUCAGCCACAUAGUUUUUUUCGAUUACGUACCAGUGUUUUCCCCCGUUCUACCUUGACUCCUCCAUCCCCGAGUGGUGCUGUGUUUUGUGUCGUCACCUGCUUCCGGAUGGCAAAAUUACGAAGCAUCUUCAAAAAACACCUGAUCCCGAAUCUGGAGCGCAAAUGUCGCCUGUGCCUGUCGGAUAAGGAAAUCGUACAAUCGAUCUUCCAGUCGGACAACAGCAAGGAAACAACCGACACGCUUGUGGAGAAGAUCUUCGAAUGUACCGCAAUCAUGCUCUCCAAAGACUACGACUACCCUUCCCCCAUCUGCGAGGACUGUGCACUAAAGCUGGACGAGUUCUUGCUAUUUCGCACGAAAUGCUUGCGGAGCAACGAGAUCUACCGAUUCAAUCGACUUCACAAGCAGCGGCUUCUAUUUACCAGAAAACCAAUCACGACAGAGGACAGUGGUGGAAUACCUUGUGAAAAGCUGGAUAGUGAGUCUACUGCAUCAACAGACGAGCCGGAUGUUACUGGUGGUGUUGGUGGUGAUGUGUAUCCCAAAGAGGAAAUUACUAUCCCUUUGCCCUACUCAGUUCCUGCCGUGGUCAUUGCCGAGGCGAGUGGAUCGAGCAGCUCCGACAGUCGGACAGUUAUCGAGCAGGAACGAUGUACUGCCGAAGGUGAUCCGGAACAGGAUCACAGUUCGAUCGUGACGCUAACGUUGCAAAACGGAGAGGAAGAAGUUACAGAAAGUCCCUCAAUACAACAUCAACAGCAUCAGCAGCAGGAGAAUGAAACGGGAUGUAACGGGAACCAUCAAGGUUCGUCCUCGUCCGGGUUGGACGAACCAGAGGAUGAGGAGAUCCCGCGUUGGAAGAAGCCACCGGAUCCGGACGAUAGUGAAAGCACCGGACGGUUAUCUCCCGCACCCGUUGUACUUCUCGUGGAUGAAACGGACACUACCAUAAGUGAGGCUGAAGACGUGGAGGAAGUGAUACUACUACCUGCCGAGCUGCUGGACCCUUCCCCGACGACAGGUGACGAACUGGAACGGGUGGAGAUGAUCGGCGACGUAAAGUUCCCGAUCGAAACGAUUGAGCAGCUCGACCAGCUGGAACGAUUAGUUCGAACGUGCGAUACGGCGAGGGAGCGCUAUAUCACUCUGCUGCGACGGCUGAAAACACACGAUACCUCGCUCAGUGACACAUAUCAACGGUUGUUUGCGGACCGGCUGCUGAUCCACUACAACUACGAUGGCAUCUCGCCUAAGUACAACAAACGACCACUGAAAACGUUGCUACUGUUCACCGAAUGUAUGGCUGUGGCCUGGGAGGACCAUAUGGAUGCCGGUAGGGUUAGGGAGGCUGUAAUUGAGGCUGUGAGAAAAUCCCAUAAUCGCUACAAUCAGUACAACCAUCGGAAGCGUGCCAGCUACGAAUGGUUAUAGCUGAAGAUACCCCACUAAGUAGCGGUUCAAGUGAGGGAGCAGAUGAAUCCACAAACUGCCAGCGAAGAAGCCGCAUUAGUUACACGUUUUAUCAAAACACUCCCCAAUUCCCCUGAGAGGAGGUUUGUUUUCACUACAACAUUCACUACGACACAGUUUUCUAUGACACAAUACACAGAAUCGUACGGUUAUUAGAACGAAUAGCUAGAAAAUUGCUACCAAUAAGCAUGGUUGACUGUUGAGACACAGAGCAUAGUAAUAGUAGUAGCAGUAGCAUAGAGAGUAUUAACAUAGACGUAAAGAGUGAGUACGCACAUCGUGUGUUUAGAGCGAAUCGAACCAACUACACCGCGCAAUUUGCAAUUACCAGUAUUACAAUGAUUGUAGUAGUCUCUAUUUAGCAAAAACCUUCACUAGUGGACUAGUGCGUGAUAUACUUAGGCAAUAAAGAACGACACUACUGACUGUAGGAGCUGAGUAGACAGACAGUGACGGUAGCAGCUCGGAUUUAAGCAGCAACGUGUUCUUAGAGAAAUUUAAAACAAACCCCAGUGAUAGUUAUGUGAAGCAACAAACAAACGUACAAUGUACUAACGUCCUGCGAACGGAAACAGCGCUUCACUUUUAUGGCAGCCAUUAGUAGCAGUAGUAGUAGUAGUAGUAGUAGCGUGAGCAAUACCAGUUAGAAAUUAUGUCAGUGUACACGUCAGUAUCAAAUCUUUUCACGCCGUUUUAUCAGUUGCUGAUGAGUGCGUACUUUUGUUAAAAGUGUUCGUAAACUUUUGUACCUUUACAUAAGGCCUGCGUGCGUAUGUGUAUGGCGACUGCGAGAUGCCAUUUUUGAGCCAUUUUAUUGUGUGUAUGUGUGUGUCUAGAUAGAGUGAUAUCAUGAUGAAAGGGGACCAGCAUAGGACACGAUCCCCCGCUCCCAUCUCCCAUCUCCCAGCCAAUGCUCCACUAAAACUC
This is a messenger RNA of Anopheles merus, 2552 nucleotides long. RefSeq lists its product as uncharacterized. Lineage: Eukaryota; Metazoa; Arthropoda; Insecta; Diptera; Culicidae. Gene Ontology annotation, cellular component: nucleus. Gene Ontology annotation, molecular function: zinc ion binding. The transcript has 8 exons. The record is from RefSeq and is a predicted model, not a curated record. Bases 261 to 1586 code for a protein of 441 amino acids.